This is a messenger RNA of Spea bombifrons (plains spadefoot toad), 813 nucleotides long. Its product is annotated as nicotinamide N-methyltransferase-like. Gene Ontology annotation, molecular function: N-methyltransferase activity. The coding region runs from base 1 to 756 and encodes 251 amino acids. Gene Ontology annotation, cellular component: cytosol. Lineage: Eukaryota; Metazoa; Chordata; Amphibia; Anura; Pelobatidae. The transcript has 4 exons. The record is from RefSeq and is a predicted model, not a curated record.
AUGGACACACUGCUUGUAGUCCAUGGUGAGCCGCUGGUGCAAGCGCAACCAGAGUUAGACCGACAGGUUCUAGAGGAGGUUGUCGUCAAUACAAUGAAAUAUCUGCAUAAAGUACAAGCCUUAGGUCAUAUGAAUGGGGACUUAUUGAUUGACAUCAGUAUUAGCCCAGCUGUUUUUCAUCUUGUUGCAAUUUGUGAAUGCUUCAAAGAAAUUACCAUAUUAGAAUUCAAUGACUUCUGCAUCUCUGAAUUGAAGAAAUGGGUAAACAGUCAUGAGGAAGCCUACGACUGGUCUCAUGUAUCAAUGUUUCUAACAGACCUGGAAGGAAAAAGUGGUUGGUGGCAAGAAAAAGAAAAUGUGUUGAAAAGAAAAAUUAAUCAUAUUGCGAAGUGUGAUCUGUCCAAAGAUAACCCUACCGACCCACUCGUGUUACCUAAAGCAGAUUGCAUAACAAGUGGAUAUUUACUGGACGUCGUCAGCAAAGAUAAAAAUGAGUAUAUGAGCAAUCUGAGAAAAAUCUCCUCUUUACUAAAACCAGGCGGCCGUCUGAUAUUGCUUGCAGCUAUUAAUAUGUCAUAUUAUAAGAUCGGGGAGCACAAAUAUGCAAGUUUAAGUUAUGAUGAAGAAUUUCUCAGAACAGCUUUAAAGCGUGAAGAUUUUACUAUUGAAUAUUAUGAAGUACAAGUCAAAAAAUCGUUAACCGAUUUUAAUGAUCAUGAAAAAGCUGUGUUUAUCAGCGCACUUAAACAGAAGUAGGGUUAAAGACCAUAAAAUACAACACCGUAUACAUACAGUAAUGUAGAUUUUGUCUCU